AUUCAAUUCACUCACUCUACUUCAAACCAUCCAAUUCCAUCAUCUUAUCAAUCCUCUAUAACUCUUCAAUUCAUCCAUCCAAUCAAAUAACCUCAGUUUUAUCAUUACAAUGGCCGACUCAUCGGCAACUCCUAAUAAACCUCAAGUCGAUAGUCGUCCGGUUCAGGUGAAAUUGGUUUUAUUGGGUGAAGCUGCUGUUGGUAAAUCUUCAGUUGUACUUCGAUUUGUUCAAAACGACUUUCAAGAAAAUAAAGAACCUACAAUUGGUGCUGCUUUCUUAACUCAGAAAUGUAGGUUAGAAGAUAAAGUGAUCAAAUUUGAGAUUUGGGAUACGGCAGGUCAAGAACGAUUUCAUAGUCUUGCACCUAUGUAUUAUCGUAAUGCUCAAGCUGCUGUAGUAGCAUAUGAUGUGACUAAGAGUUCUUCUUUGGAUAAAGCUAAAUCAUGGGUUAAAGAACUUCAACGUCAAGGUAACCCUAAUAUUGUGAUUGCCCUUAUCGGAAACAAGAUCGAUCUCGUUCAACAAGGUUCCGGUUCUUCUAGUUCUGGUUCCUCAAAUGGUGAUGAUGAAGCAGAUGAUGCUACGGCUACCCCUGAUAAUGCUGCACCUGCUGCUGGUUCUUCUGAUUCAAACACAAACCCUUCUGCAUCUUCUUCUAAACGACAAGUUUCAAAAGAUGAAGCUGAAGCCUAUGCUAAAGAUGCUGGCUUACUCUUCUUUGAGACUAGUGCCAAGACAGGUGAAGGAGUUGUAGAGGUCUUUACUCAGAUCGCUGCUAAAAUUCCUUUAGAGCAUAUCUUAUCUUCUACUCGUGGUGCGGCGGGUGGAGCAGGUGGUCGAGCUGGGGCUGCAGGUCGUGGUACAACAGGUUCGGGUAAUGAUGAUGGAAGAGUGAAUCUUUCAAAGAAUGAUGAACAGAAGAAAGAUGCAUGUGGAUGUUAAAGUGAAGAAUUAUGUUACGAGUUGGUUCCUUAUCGCAAGGCUUUAACAUCUAUCAGCCUAUUUAAUUGAGUUUUAAGACUUUUGAACUUCAUUUCAAUCUACUUUGUGUUAGAACUUAAGCUUUUUGGUUUUCUUUUUUGUUUUGUUUUGUGACGGACAUGCAUUAGAUAAGCCUUAGCUUAUAAUGAAUGGUCCAUUCCAUUCCAUUACUAUUAGAAAUCUAUAUUGUAUUUUUAAAAGUUUUUUUUUUUCUUUUUUUUGGUUCAACUUCUUCAGAAUAACAAAUCUUCUUUUCUUUUCCUUCUUAUUCUCUUAUACUAAAGAUUUAAGUGUUUUUGCUUUGCUUUGAUACUCUUGAGAAUUUGAUUAAAGUUGAUCAUCUGU
Molecule: messenger RNA, 1327 nt
Organism: Melampsora larici-populina 98AG31
Lineage: Eukaryota; Fungi; Basidiomycota; Pucciniomycetes; Pucciniales; Melampsoraceae
Exons: 5
Coding region: 110-943 (277 amino acids)
Molecular function (GO): GTPase activity; GTP binding
Source: RefSeq, a predicted model, not a curated record